Molecule: messenger RNA, 1314 nt
Organism: Guillardia theta CCMP2712
Lineage: Eukaryota; Cryptophyceae; Pyrenomonadales; Geminigeraceae
Exons: 6
Coding region: 1-1314 (437 amino acids)
Biological process (GO): ribosome biogenesis; box H/ACA snoRNP assembly; pseudouridine synthesis
Cellular component (GO): sno(s)RNA-containing ribonucleoprotein complex
Molecular function (GO): RNA binding
Source: RefSeq, a predicted model, not a curated record
AUGGAUACGAGCAUGGGAACUGAAGUCGAUGGUGCUGGAGCUGAGGUUCACCCGACACGAAUACAUUCUGAGGAACAAGCCUUUGUUGGCGAGCAAGACGAACCCCUUGCCGCUGAAACUGACAAAAAGGAGGCGAACGAGGAAAGCAUGCAGGUCGACAGAGCAGAAGAAGUUUCAAUAUCGAAGCAGCACGAAGAUUGGAUUCGAAAUGUCGAGGAAGUGAUGCGAGUCGAUCGAGUUAACGCUGACCUGGCUGCUGCUGCUGCUGCCGUUAUGGACCGACCAUCCCUCCCCCCCUCCGCAGAGGUUCCCCAAGAGAAAGACUUGUCGGCGCCGUCCAGGCAAGCGCCGGAGCCAAGUUUGCCAUCAGGAGAAGCCAAGGCAGAGGAGGAAGAGUCCAGCGAUUGGUCGGACAGUGAGGACGAGAAGGUCGAAGUCCAAGAGCAAGUGAACCAGGAGUCUGGAGACGAAGAUGGUUCGCAUGCUACUGAAGCUCAACUGCGAACCAAGAACGAGGUUGAACCGCCGGUACCGUCCAUGGAGGUCGCGUCUGUUGACGGGCCGAUCGAACAACUCGGGAGCAUCUCGGCGGUGGUGGAUGCGAGCGUAGUGAUUCAAGCACAAGCGGGAGUACCGGCGCUGGACGAAGGGGCGGUGAUCUGCUUCGAGGACAAGACUGCUGUUGGGCUUGUCGCUGAGAUCUUCGGGCCCAUCUACGAGCCUUUCUAUAUCAUCAAGUUCAGCAGCCCAGAGCACAUGGACAAGGAUCGGUUGGUGGUCGGCAAGGUUGUCUUCUAUGCGGUCGAGAGCGCCAAGCCCGUUGACAGAGCUGUGUGUCAAGUGAAGGGGUCCGACGCCUCCAACAUGUUCGAUGAAGAACCAGGAGAAGAUGAAAUCGAGUACAGCGACGACGAGGAGGAGGCUGAGGCGAAGAAAAAGCUCAAAGGCAGGAAGAACAAGAAUCGAUCGCAUGCAAGCAACGACUCAGCGAAUCCGCAAGCAGCUGGACGAGGGAUGAGGCACAAGGAUUCUCGUCCAGCUCAGGCUGUACAUGGCAACGCGGGCAUGGCGACUGCGAUCCCUCCCAUGCCCCAGGCAGCCAUGAUGUGGCCAAACCCUGCUAUGCUCGGAGCUGCCGCUUCCUACCCGGAGUUUCCGGGUAACCCCAGCUGGCAGCCCUUCAGGCAUCCGUUCCCGCAGUUCCCCAUGCUGUAUCCCAUGCCCCAACAGCAGUUCCCCCAGGUUCCUGGGCAGCCGAACCCUUACUACUUGGGGCAACCAGGAGGAGGAGGCUGGCAGCAGAAGCCGGGCUGA